AGAUACUGAAAAAAAAUGUUCGUCAUAGAAGACCAAAUCGAAGACGCUUAUUUGCUCAUAAAGAUGUUCCUUCAAGUAAUAAUAAGAAUUUUGACUUUGUGGUUGAUCCAAGGAAGCACUUUUUUGGAAAAGUCAAUGUUCCAUAUUCAUUUUCUGUUUGUGCAAAUAUUAGGAGAAUUCUAUCGAAGGAUCAGUUUGUCAAGCUUAAGGAUAAUUGCUUUGGUAUUUUUUUUUUGAUUUUGAUAGCGCUCUUAUGCAACAUCAGUUGAUACAUUCUUUGAUGUUAAGGGAGGUUUAUUUUUCAGAUGAUAAAGAGUUGUGGUUUGAUAUUUGUAGUAGGAAAAUGAGAUUUAGUAUGUAUGAGUUUGUUAUUCUUACUGGAUUGUGUUGUUUCGGGGAUGAAUCUGAUUAUGCUGAAUUCUGCCAUUCUAGUAGUUUUUGUGAUAAAUAUUUCAAAGAUGAAUCUAAGGUUAGUAGAAGAGUUAUUGAGAAAAAGUUUAUGUCUCGUUGUUGGGAAAAUGAUAAUGAGGACGCUGUGAAGUUUGCUAAGAUAUAUUUGAUUCAGUGUCUUCUAUUAUCUACUCAUCCUGAAACUAGAGUUGAGAUGAAGCUUGUACAUUUGAUUGACUGUGAGAGAUUUGAUGAAUUUCCUUGGGGCAGAUAUAUCUUUGAAAAAACAGUAGGUGCUUUAAAGCAUAAGCUAGUUGGUGUGAGUUCAGAGGAUUACCAAAACAACGGUUAUUUUUACAGAUUAAGCGGAUUUCCGUAUAUUAUUCAGAUAUGGUUUUAUGAGUGCUUGGUUCGUGUACCCGACUUUCUUGUCAAGUUAACCAAAUCUGAAGUGUCUCCUCGUAUGCUACGUUGGAAACCAAAUGACGUAUCGGACUUAAAGGAUGUGGACUACAAACUUUUCAAAGAUAGCAUGAUGAAGGUUUCAAUGAAGAACAUAGAAGCUACUGAAGAUGAAGUAUCGGGUUUAGAUUUUGGUGGGUUAGGUCCUCAACCUGAUGAGAAUGAAUUAGGUUUUAACGACUCAGUUGCUGCCAAAAAUGUUAUUGGUGAGGAGAAUGUCGAUGGAGGUGGUGGUGUUCCUAUUCAUAAUCUUGUGCAGUCAUUAUGUUCAAAGUUUUUUAAGGACUUUAAAGCUGAUAUUGUUCGCGAUUUGAAGGCGUAUGUGGACAGUAAAUUUGAAGUUUUAAAGAAAGAUAUUUCAUCGCUUGAGAAAAGAGUUGAUUUAAUUGAAAAUUUAAAGUUUCAAACGGAGGAUGAUGAGAAGACUGAAUCUGAUGAUGAUACGAUAUUUGUGUUGAAAAAGAAAAAUGAUACAAAAGAGCAUGUUGAAGUUACUGAAUUUAAUAAGGAAGCUGAUAUUCAAGAUGAUGUACAAAUCGAGAAGAACUCUCGUGAUGGUUUAGCUGAUAUGAGCAAUGAGAAGGUAAAUUUUAUAUUUAAUACUUUUAUAAACUGUUGUAUUCAUUUUGAUCUUAAUUUCCCUAAUACUUACGAGAAAGAAAUUGAUUCUAUUACUCAUGAGAUGAUUAAUGAUCAAAGUGAAGCUGUUGGUGAUGUAAAUGAGAGUACUGUUGCUGUUGUUCUAGAAAAAGUUAAUGAUCAAACUGAUGUUAUCGGUGUUGAAAAUGAGAGUACUAUUGAUGAGGCUCUAGAAAAAGAGAAUGUUCAAACUGAUUCUCUUGGUGUUGUUAAUGAGAGUACUGUUGAUGUGGCUCUAGAAAAAGUGAAUGUUCUAGAGGGCGAUAAUGCGUCGGAAAAACCUCUUCCCGCUACAUCUUCUUUUCUGGAAAAUCUUGAUGGAAAAUACAUUGAUGCUGCUGUAACUGCAGCUGAAUUACAAAAUUUAGUUGAUACAGCAUCAUAUGUACCUAAAAAGGUUACAAAAUAUCAACGCAAGAGAAAGGUUAAUCCUUCAAGUGUGCUGAAAUCUCCAUUCAAAUGUUUUGAUACACCUGAAAAAAUUAAGAAUAUGGGCAAUGUAUUUAGAGAUCAUUGUCCACUAACUGUUGAAAAUGUUGGAGAGAAGCAUAAUCUUGAUUGGGAGGCGGAGUUUUACAAUUGGGUAGAGAUUGACAUCGUUGAUUUGCCGACUAAGAACGUAAAGGGAAAAAAGAAAAGAAAGUUGGUUCCAACUAUGUCUCUUGGUGGCGAAUGCGUUUCAAAGAAGGAUUUCUUUUACAAACUCUCUGAAAGUGGUUGCUAUUUGGAGUCUGAUCAUAUUGAUAUUCUCUUUGGAUAUUUGCGGAAGAAAUGUUCUAUAUUAUGGAAUGGCUAUACUGUCCUUGGCAUCGCCUUUGACGCAUUUGUUCAAGCAACAUAUAAAUCUUUGUUGGAGGGCAAGGAAAUAGGGGAUUGGAUGUUGAUGGAAAGGAGUAAGAUCAUUUUAUUCUGGCGAGAAUGGACUUUGACCACCGUUGCUUCUACGUCUACAAUUCCUUAUCCUCUGAUUUCUACAAUUGUAUUGCUAUGA
Molecule: messenger RNA, 2482 nt
Organism: Mercurialis annua (annual mercury)
Lineage: Eukaryota; Viridiplantae; Streptophyta; Magnoliopsida; Malpighiales; Euphorbiaceae
Exons: 11
Coding region: 254-2482 (742 amino acids)
Source: RefSeq, a predicted model, not a curated record